AUGAUAUUUUCUGCAGCUCGCAAAGCUGAGGCCAACAACAUUUCCGUCUUUGUUCAUUCUGACCGGCUGACAAAACCUGCAGGUCGGGCGGGUUUCGAACCGACUUUUCUGGAAGCACUCGAGCCAGCGCUUCCUCAUAUCGCCGAGCACGGCAUCAAGGUUGUCGUAGACGCCGGGGCGUCUGGCACCAGGCUCUUGCAUACAACCGUAGUGUCGCUGCUUAAGGAAAAGGGACUCUCUCUAAAAGUUGCUUGGAUUGAGGGCGAUGAGGUCUUGGAUGUCAUCAACGAAUUGCGGGCUUCCAAGAAAGCUCGAUUCGAAAACAUUUGUACACAAGAAAUUCUGGACGACUGGAAAUUCGAACCCUUGUACGCUCAGUGUUACCUUGGCCCAUUUGGCAUCGCCGCCGCGCUCUCAGCUGGUGCGGAUAUUGUCCUAUGCAGUCGCGUUUCCGAUGCUUCACUUAUAAUGGGGCCGGCGAUUUGGUGGCACGGCUGGAAAAAUGCAGACUAUGACCAACUUGCAAAUUCUCUGAUCGCAGGCCACCUUAUUGAGUGUUCGACCUAUGUCACUGGAGGCUGCUUCAGUGGUUUCAAGUCUCUGAGAGGUGCCUGCAGUGAUCUGGGUUUUCCAAUAGCUGAAAUUAGCUGCGCCGCCGAGGUCAUCAUCACCAAGCAGAAAGGGACGGGUGGCAUCAUAUCUGUCGACACUUGCACUGCGCAGUUUCUUUAUGAGAUCCAAGGGCCACGCUAUUACAACUCGGAUGUCACCGCCAUUAUCGAUGAAGUCGCUUUCAAGCAAAUCGGCCCUGAUCGUGUGGCUCUGUCUGGCGUGAAGUCCGAUCUUCCCCCACCAGCCACUAAGGUUGGUAUCACUGCAAAUGGAGGGUUCCAAGCAGAAGUUCACUACGCAUUGGUGGGUUUGGACAUCGAAGCCAAAGCGGAGAUGUUGGAAGCUCAAAUCCGCACUUGCAUGGGCGACAGGGUCAAGGAUCUCACGGUUUUGGACUUUAAAAUUAUUGGAAGAGUGCCGGAAGAUCCAGAUAAUCAAUCUGCUGCGACAGUCGACUUCUGUAUUGUCGCUCAAGCACUGAAGGAGGAAGCGCUUUCUGAGGGGAAGUCCUCUCUGUUGGUUACUUGGUUGAUUGUCUAUUGUAUGAAAGAUAGUCCCCCAGAACUAUAUAAGAAGAACCAUAGUCUAGGGUCGGCGCCCCAGCCAAUCAUAACGCUAUCCACCACUUCCAACUUCUCCCAUUACACUAUUAUCGAGUCUUAUCCUGGCGCGACCUUCUAUCCCGACUUCCGCACGACUUUACCUCGACCAAUCUUUGAGUACUUCGUCACGCUCCUGCCACAGUCGUCUGUCCGACAGAUCGCUCAUCUGCAUGACGGGAAGUCCAUUGAAAUCUCACCACCUGCAAAAACGAAGGAGUAUUCCAAAUUCCAACCUAGCAACGAGAUCACCUCGGGCAUUGCCUCUGUCUCAUCUUACGGAAAUACCACGCGAGCGCCACUUGGUUCUGUUGUUCACGCUCGCUCGGGCGACAAGGGCUCCAAUGCGAACGUGGGGUUCUGGGUUCGUCAUGACGAUGAAUACAACUGGCUUCGGGCGCUUCUUGGCACUGAGAAGAUCAAGAAACUACUCGGCAAAGAGUACAAGGGUGGUAAAAUCGACCGGUUCGAGGUACCUAACGUGAGAGGCGUGCAUUUUUUGUUGCAUAAUCAUCUGGACCGCGGUGCGAGCUGCAGCAAGACAUUGGAUAUACUGGGCAAGAACGUUUCCGAGUUCUUGAGAUGCAGAUGGGUCGAUGUGCCGGACAAGUUUCUUGAGAGAGGGAGGAUUUGA
Messenger RNA from Cladophialophora bantiana CBS 173.52, 1845 nucleotides. RefSeq lists its product as uncharacterized. The transcript is spliced from 3 exons. The record is from RefSeq and is a predicted model, not a curated record. Bases 1 to 1845 code for a protein of 614 amino acids. Lineage: Eukaryota; Fungi; Ascomycota; Eurotiomycetes; Chaetothyriales; Herpotrichiellaceae.